Molecule: messenger RNA, 453 nt
Organism: Gongylonema pulchrum
Lineage: Eukaryota; Metazoa; Nematoda; Chromadorea; Rhabditida; Gongylonematidae
Source: the annotation of a GenBank genome assembly
AUGCAGCUCAUUGCUGAUUUCUUGUUUACGGAUUCACUGGCUGUGGGCUGGGACACAUCGAACGAACCGCUGGCGUUAGAAAGGACAGAGAGAAUCCCGAGAUCCCUAAAUGAGCCAAAUUUGCAGCUUGUCUCGAUUCCGGCAGCAAUCUUCAUAGUAGUGAUCAUCAUAAUUGUUGGAUUAGUAAUCCAACAAAAGCUAAAGUAUCAAAGCGGAUCAGAGGAUGAGAGCGAAACCAAAAGAUUCAUGCCGUUAGAACUGCAGCGACAAAACAGUGUUAGAUCCAAACGUGACGUUGACAGCAUCAGUGGGCCAAGGCCACUAAGGAAUCUGUCAGAAGAGAGCGAACUAACGCGUUCACUGGUGGCAUCCACAUCGUCGGAGCAGGAGGACGAGGGAAGCUCACGGAAAAAACCAUCAACCAAGAAGAAGGGCGCUAAUCGAGAGGAAUAG